AGAAAAAAAAAAACAAGAGAAAAAAAAGGAUACGGAGAAAGAAAAAACGAAGAUGAUCCCAAUCGGCAACAAUGAAUCAACCCCAUCUGCUAUCAGAUUGGAAUCACAGGAUUCGAAUCAGCUGAAACAAAUUAAUGGCGGCGUCGGUGCAUCUUCUCCAUCGUCAACAAACGACACACAUUCAGUGAAUGUCAACAAGGCAAAAUCUUGCAAAGGUUGCCUGUAUUAUUCGUCCCGUUUCAAAUCCGAUUCUAGAAACCCCGUCUGCGUUGGCCUCACUCGUUCUCUCCCCAACGUGCCUCGGCAUGUUGUCGGAAAAACUGAGAUGGAAGCAUCUAAAGAGGGUAGGAGCUUAACCGAUUUUAGAUAUGCUUGUGUUGGUUACUCUAUUUAUGUUGACCGGAAAGAACAUGGUUUAGACGGGCAAGAGACUCCAACAGAAUUGCCAGUGUGUACAGGUUUCGAGGUUUUAGUGGAUCAACGAGUUAAGUCGGCCGAUUCAGCAUCUGCUCCUGUGAAUAGUGUUCAUAAUAGAGAAGAUGGUAAUGGUUUGCCUCAACCUCGAUCGCCUAAACCAACUAAUGCAACUGGGGAUCAGUUUUUGAGCAGGUUCAGUAGAAAUGCAAACCUGGUUGCGAACGGGGUAGCAAAGAACAUGCGUAGAGUAGGGAAUCAAAUAAAACAGAGUGUUGAUGAUGUAAUCUAUCCAUACAAAAGACCACCAAAGUAAGAGGCUAAUCUUGCCCGCUACAUUAUACUUACUGUGGACCAGAACGAAGAAUCUACGUUGAUUAAUAGUGUAUAUUUUUGCUCAUUUCUUUCAUGUAAGAUUGAUUAGAGGCAAACCUUUUUCUUGUAAUAACUUCAAUAUUUAACCAAAAUGUUCUUUUGGUCUGAAAAGUAGGAAUCCCUGCAUCAGCUUUUCUUCUGUAACAUUAUACCUUAUCAUCCUUUUAUUUUGUACACUAGUCACGAAAUGCCCAUGUAAUAACAUAUUUGCUUCUUUUAAAUUGGACCUUUUUUUUUUGUCUA
This is a messenger RNA of Erythranthe guttata (spotted monkey flower), 1032 nucleotides long. RefSeq lists its product as hypothetical. The record is from RefSeq and is a predicted model, not a curated record. Lineage: Eukaryota; Viridiplantae; Streptophyta; Magnoliopsida; Lamiales; Phrymaceae.